This is a messenger RNA of Drosophila eugracilis, 3944 nucleotides long. It is a transcript of the gene pAbp, whose product is annotated as polyadenylate-binding protein. The transcript has 6 exons. NCBI's taxonomy places the organism in Eukaryota, Metazoa, Arthropoda, Insecta, Diptera, Drosophilidae. Gene Ontology annotation, cellular component: nucleus; ribonucleoprotein complex; cytosol. Bases 212 to 2119 code for a protein of 635 amino acids. Gene Ontology annotation, molecular function: poly(U) RNA binding; mRNA 3'-UTR binding; poly(A) binding. The record is from RefSeq and is a predicted model, not a curated record.
AAACGAUUCUCUUCUCUGAGUCGUGUAGAGUCCGUUUACGUGAGCGGUCGUGGAUUCGCUUUCAGCACACGGCUUAUCACAUAUUUUUUGUGAAGAAAAAAAUAUAUAAAAUAUAAAAAAAAAUUUAAAAACCCAAAAACGUAACAAAAAAAAUUGUAAAAAGUAGCAAAAAAUCGAGCAAGUGUUUGAAAAGUAGACCUGAUCACCAAAUAUGGCUUCUCUAUACGUCGGUGAUCUCCAACAGGACAUCACUGAAUCGAAUCUUUUUGAUAAGUUCUCGUCUGCUGGUCCAGUGCUGUCCAUUCGUGUCUGCCGAGAUGUGAUGUCCCGUCGUUCGUUGGGCUAUGCCUACGUCAAUUUCCAGCAGCCAGCCGAUGCUGAGCGUGCUUUGGACACCAUGAACUUCGACCUGGUGCGCAACAAGCCCAUUCGCAUUAUGUGGUCUCAGCGUGAUCCUUCACUUCGGCGGUCUGGUGUUGGAAACGUGUUCAUCAAGAACCUGGAUAGGGGCAUUGACAACAAGGCCAUAUACGACACUUUCUCUGCCUUUGGCAACAUUUUGAGCUGCAAGGUAGCUACCGAUGAGAAGGGCAACUCUAAGGGCUAUGGCUUCGUCCACUUCGAGACUGAAGAUGCCGCCAACACUUCCAUCGAAAAAGUCAACGGUAUGUUGCUAAACGGCAAGAAAGUCUACGUAGGCAAGUUCAUUCCCCGUAAGGAGCGCGAGAAGGAGCUCGGCGAGAAGGCUAAGCUCUUCACCAAUGUGUACGUCAAGAACUUCACCGAGGAAUUUGACGACGAAAAGCUUAAGGAGUUCUUUGAACCCUACGGCAAGAUCACAAGCUACAAGGUCAUGUCCAAAGAGGACGGCAAAAGCAAGGGCUUCGGAUUCGUGGCCUUUGAGACCACAGAGGCUGCUGAGGCGGCCGUCAAGGCUCUAAAUGGCAAAGACAUGGGCGAGGGCAAGUCCCUGUACGUGGCCCGUGCUCAGAAGAAGGCUGAGCGCCAGCAGGAGCUGAAGCGCAAGUUCGAAGAACUGAAGCAGAAGCGUCACGAGUCUGUGUUCGGCGUUAACCUGUACGUGAAGAACCUCGACGACACUAUUGAUGACGAUCGCCUGCGCGAAAAGUUCUCGCCGUACGGCACAAUCACAUCGGCUAAGGUUAUGACUGAUGAGGAGGGUCGCUCUAAGGGCUUUGGCUUCGUUUGCUUCAUUUCGCCCAACGAGGCAACCUGUGCCGUUACCGAGCUGAACGGUCGCGUAAUGGGCACCAAGCCCUUGUACGUCGCUUUGGCUCAGAGGAAGGAGGACCGCAAGGCUCACCUCGCCUCGCAAUACAUGCGUCACAUGACCGGCAUGCGCAUGCAGCAAAUGGGACAAAUCUUCCAGCCCAACACAGCCGGAGGCUUCUAUGUGCCGACCUUACCGCCAAGCCAUCGAUUCUUAGGUCCCCAGAUUGCCACACAGAUGCGAAACGCUCCACGCUGGGCGCCCGGUGUGCGUCCCGGUGCCGCGGUGCAAAGCGUCCAGGGCGCAGCUGGAGCUGGUGGCUUCCAGGGUACCGCCGGAGCAGUGCCCGCCCAGUUCCGUUCGACUGCUGCUGGAGCACGCGGUGCCCAGCCCCAGGGUGUGCAAGGUACGCACGCCACCGCCGCUGUUGCAGCUAACAACAUGCGCAACACUGGAGCGCGUGCCAUCACCGGCCAACAGACUGCAGCUCCUAAUAUGCAAAUUCCUGGAGCACAAAUUGCUGGCGGUGCGCAGCAGCGUGCUUCUAACUACAAGUACACAUCCAACAUGCGCAAUCCCCCUGUGCAACAGUUGCAGCAGACCCAGCCAGUCCCACAGCAGUUGCAAGGAAAAAAUUCUGAGAAGCUCAUUGCCUCGUUGCUGGCCAACGCCAAGCCGCAGGAGCAGAAGCAGAUCUUGGGAGAGCGUCUGUAUCCGAUGAUUGAGCGCAUGCACGCCGCUCUGGCUGGCAAGAUCACCGGCAUGUUGCUGGAGAUUGAAAACUCCGAGCUCUUGCACAUGAUCGAGGAUCAAGAAGCCCUCAAGGCCAAGGUUGAGGAGGCUGUAGCUGUGCUUCAGGUGCACCGCGUAUCUGAGCCCGCUAACUAAUAUCAAACAGCUCAAGCGGAUGAAAAUUUUACAAGAACACUCGACACCCAAAAAAUUUUUGCCAUUGCAGUUUUCCACAUAACUUUCAAUUCAUUAAGAACAAUUCGCAUUCACUGAUGCCUAGUGCAAAGAAAGAACGCCAAGAAGAAGGACACACAUUCAACACAGAGGAACGAAGCGUAAAAACUCCGGCUUUUUUCUUUUCUAAUCCCAGACAAACAUCAGCUUAAACAAUUUCAAUCAUUUAAUUUCGAACGCAUUUACGCAAGUACACGAAGCAAAAAGAAGAAAGUCAAGAAAAAGCAAUUCUGCAGUAGAUUCAAGAAUUCCUUUUUUUUUUUUUUACAAAAACAAGAAGUUAACUGAACAAAAAAAUUGAAAAAUAUGAAUUGAAAGAAAAAUAUUUUUUGUCAUUGCUUAAACUGAAUCAGUAAUAUUUUGUAUGCGUAUAAAGCAAAAAUUAAAUACCUUGCAAAAUAAACAUCGGUUUAAAGCAUAAUUGUAGAAAGCUUUUUGCAAUGAUUGAAAUUGUGUUUUUAAAAUCAUCGACAACACUCCCCACUUUCAAACAACAACAACACACGAAAGCGAUAUGUAAUUUUUUUCAAUUCUUUUUUUCUCAAAUUCAAACUUUAAGAAAGCUUUGUUUAGAAAAAGAAAAACGCGACAACCAUACACUUUUAAAAAAGCAAAGAAAACAAAACAAAAAAAUUGCAAAAAAGUUAAAAUAAAAACGAAAAAAUGUAAAGCAAACUGUGCGGAACAGAACAGAAGAGAAAGGAAAAAAGAUAACCGCAAGAAUAUGAGAGUCAAGUUUUUGCUACUUUAAAAAAAGAAAGAAAAUACAAAAGCCAACAGCAGAGAAAAUAUGUUGAAAAAUGAAAACAAAACAAAAACUUUAAAAACCUACAAAAAAAUUGAAAAACCUAUGUAAAAACAGUAAAAAAAAAAAAAGGAAAUAUAUAUAAACACACAACACCCACACACAUAUUAAACAACAACAUAUAUAUGAGAAAUACAAGAAACACAAGAAAAGCGCUAAAGCGUGAGAAACUUAUGAAGCAUAUUACUGAAAAACGGCGAAAAACCCGAGGGCAAAUAAGCAAGCAGGAUUUUUAUGGUCACGUAUCCAAACAAUGGAAGCGAAAAACAAACAUUCAUUUAUUACGAUUUGCAAAAAUAUAUAUAUUGAAGAGAACUCGUAAUACGGACGCCGCCGCGAUUUUAUUUGCGUUCCGACUUUUGUUAUAUACAAAGAAACAAGAAUAUUACCAGUAAAUAAUGUUUUUACACCAUACAUAAUACGAUAUAUUAAAGCAAGCGGAAAUAAAAUCGCCGCUCGGGCAGUGAAAUUCAUAUUUUUUUAUUAAACAAAUCUAAAAUAAAAAACCAAGCAAAAAUGAUUGAAAAAAUUGCAAAACACAAAAAUCAUAUAUAUAUAUGCAGAAAAUGCAAAAAUAUUUAAAAAAAACUCAAACACAGUAAAUUGAGAGUAAAACAGAAAACAUAACCAAAACCCGAAUUGGAAUAUUCAAAAAGUUUGAAGGGAUGAAAAAUUUUACUUUUCACGAAUUAUACGCAAAUCAACACACUUCUAUAUAUAAAGCAGAUAUAUAUGUAUCCUUAUAUAUUAAAGCGAUAUAAAGCAUAAUUUGUAUGAUUAAACAAAAAUAGGAUUGUUAAAAUUUGAUUGCGCAUCUUUGAAGCAAAACCCAGCAAUUAAAACCAUUUGAAUACAUUGUAACGAAUGCAGAGAGAAAGUCCUUAAACAAACCUUUGUACACCCAACAAAUUUAAUAACAAUAAAAUUCCACUUCGGCAAAAA